This is a messenger RNA of Carcharodon carcharias (great white shark), 9109 nucleotides long. Its product is annotated as zinc finger MYM-type protein 3-like. NCBI's taxonomy places the organism in Eukaryota, Metazoa, Chordata, Chondrichthyes, Lamniformes, Lamnidae. The record is from RefSeq and is a predicted model, not a curated record. Gene Ontology annotation, molecular function: zinc ion binding. The coding region runs from base 145 to 4494 and encodes 1449 amino acids. The transcript has 25 exons.
AUCAGGCGGAGCGCACAGUUUGCAGCGCUGGUUGGAAAGCGAGGUAUCGGAUCCUGAGCGGAACCGCCGACAUCUGGAGCUGGCUGGAGCUGCUGCUGGUGUUUCUUUAGCAGCCGUGGCGCAGUUUACGUGUUCUGUCUGAAAAUGGAUGCUAGCAAUGUUGCCGAAUCUACAAACUGUCUUCCCAAUGAAAAUGCCCCAAAUAACAGCAGUGACCUGUCUGCUUCUGAGAAUAUAGAUAUUUCACUUGAUGCAACAGAGCCCUGCUCAGAAAGAGAACAGAAUUCCACUUCUGAUGAAGCAGGUUCCCUUAAGACACCGCCUGUCAAUGAGCAAGUCACAGUAAAGCUGAAUACUGAUGGAGGCAAUGAGGUGUGGAUUAAACCAAAAAGUUUCAGCGAAGGAAAUGGUGAAAGAAGAGAAUUAGAGGCAUUUUAUAAUGACUCCCCUUCAGGGGAAGGACACACUGGUCCUUCAGUCUACAGACUGAAUGAUCCUUGCAGAGCAGAUGAUGAGGGGAGCACUAUGGACUAUAUGCUACAGUCAGUUGAUCCUUCGUCCAUCAAAGAGGCAGUUGGUAUGAAAGGUAAUCCUGAGAAUAACCUUGUCUUGGAUUCUCCUGAUAAAGAACCUGAGCAUGUGGACACAGAGGAAAAAACAGAAGCCACAGAAUUAGCACACCAAACCAACAGACUUGCAGAAGUUGAGGCUCGAGAAGGAAAUUCAGGAAUGGAGCUCAGUGUGCCAGAGACUGAUGUAAAGGCUGAUAACAGUCCACAGCAACUCUCUGAUGAUAAAGGUGGCAGAUCACCAGUGCCAGGGGAGGAAGAGGUAGAGGUGGUUUGUAAUGUAAAGACUGUGGAGGAUCCUGAGGGCACUGAAAUAAUCAAAGAAGGAGGAAAUGCUGAAGGUGAUGAGCUGGAGGGAAAAGAAAGUGACACUUGUGAGACUCUGUCAAAAAUAAGUUGCAGUGUGGGAACUUCAACAGAAACUAUUAAAGUUAAAGUGGACAAAUCGUCUCCCUGUCGAACUGAUGCAACUAAUGAAGAUGAUGAAAAAACAGAUAAAGAGACAGAAAAUAAGGAAACGGCCCACAAGUCCUCAAAAAGAGAAAAUUGUUCAUCGUCUAACAAAACAAAUGCAAAGGAUAAUUCCACCACAACAGUUAAUAUUAAGGAGGAAGAUUAUGUUUCACGACGGCCAAGGCGGACUACCAGAUUGUCUCUGCAAGCAGCUCAGGCUCAAGCUCAAGCUCAAGCUGAAGCCCAAAUCCAUUCUCCUCGCCCACAAAGGCCUUCACGAUCCUUGGCAAAAGUAACAUGUGCUAAUUGUAAAAAGCCCCUGCAAAAGGGACAAACUGCGUACCAGAGAAAAGGGGCUCCUCAGCUCUUCUGCUCUUCCACAUGCCUCACAACCUAUUCUCAGAAGCCAUCGUCUACCAAGAUAUGCACAUUCUGCAACAAGGAUAUUUUGAACACAAAGGAAUUGGUUGUGGCACAGGCUGGUUCAAGUCAGUCCUUUCAGGAAUUCUGCAAUUCGACUUGUCUAUCACUGUAUGAAGCCAAGCUACUUAAACCAGCUUCUUCAUCAGAUGAGUCCUCACGAUGCAGCAUCUGCAAUAAAAAAGGAAAGAUUCUACAUGAAGUCAGUAAUGGAAAUGUGGUGCAUCGGCUCUGUAGCAACGCCUGUUUCAGCAAGUUCAGAGCAAGUAAUGGCCUGAAAACCAACUGUUGUGAUAACUGCGGUGUUUAUUUUUACAACCGAGGGUUUAUGCUUCAGUACCUGUAUCAUGAAGGGCAACAAAGGAGGUUCUGCAACACAGGCUGUUUGAAUAUGUAUAAAAAGAAAAACACUAAAGUGCUUCCUUGUGCUUGGUGCAAAACUUUGGGUAAGAACUUCGACAUGAUAGCAAAUGUGGAUACCACUGGAAAGAUGGGCUUCUUUUGUUCACUGUGCUGCAUCACUUCAUAUAAAGUAAAACAGUCUGGAACGAUAGGACCUAAAUCUAAGUGCAAGUUUUGUAAAAAGAAUCUUUCAGAGCGGGUUUAUUACAACAUGACAGACCGAGUUGUGCAUCAGUUUUGCAGCCCCAACUGUUGGACUAACUUUCAGCAAUCCAGCCCUGAAGGCAGCAUACAGCUUAACUGCACAUACUGCCACAACAUCUUCAGUGGAAAACCAGAAAUACUGGACUGGCAGGGCAGCGUUCGACAGUUUUGUUGCAGAGUAUGCUGUGAAGAUUAUAAAAGGCUGCAUGGUGUUGUGUCUGUCUGUGAAUAUUGCAAACAGGAGAAGAUACUACAUGAGAAGAUAAAAUUUUCAGGAGUAGAAAAGAAUUUCUGUAGUGAAGGUUGUGUGCUUCUUUAUAAGCAGGACUUUACCAAAAACCUGGGCUUGUGCUGCAUCACGUGUGCUUACUGUUCCCAGACCUGUCAGAGGGCAGUGACCAAAGAGCUGGAUGGAAAUACAUGGGAUUUCUGUGGGGAGGAAUGCAAAAGCAAAUACCUACUGUGGUACUUCAAGGUAGCCAGAUGCCAUGCCUGCAAACGUCAGGGCAAGCUUCUGGAAACGGUACACUGGCGCGGGGAAAUUAAACACUUCUGCAACCAGCAGUGCCUCUUGCGCUUCUACAGUCAGCAAAACCAGCCCAAUCUAGCGACGCAGAAGGGACCCGAAAGUCUACUCAACAAUGAGGCGCAGGAGUCUAAGAAUGCGACGUCUCCGACUCCCUCUCCGACUCCCUCUCCCACGCAAUUUGAAGCAUCUGUACAGACUCGAUCAUCAAAACAGCCACCACCUCCACCGCCGCCACCACCUUCACCGCCAUCUCCACCUCCUGUGACACUGAAGAAUAAGGCUGUACUGUGUAAACCCUUGACUCAGAAUAAGGGCAUCUCCUGUAAACCUGAAAUGAAGUCCAAAGGAUGUCAAACAGAGGAGGAAUGGAAGCCACAACUGAUUGUGGUGCCCAUCCCUGUGCCAGUCUUCAUACCAGUGCCUUUGCAUAUGUAUUGUCAGAACACGCCAGUGCCUUUCUCUAUGCCAAUCCCAGUUCCUAUUCCGAUGUUCCUUCCUACCACUUUAGACAGUGCUGAUAAGAUAGUAGAGACAAUAGAGGAACUGAAGGUCAAAAUUCCUUCAAACCCGUUUGAAGCUGAUAUACUCGCCAUGGCAGAGAUGAUAGCAGAGGCUGAGGAAAUGGAGAAAGCUUCAUCAGAUCUCUGCGAUCUUGCUAGCAAUCAGAGUGCUGAUGGGCUCUUGGAAGACUGUGACUUAUUUGGACCUGCCAGAGAUGAUGUUUUGGCCAUGGCAGUUAAGAUGGCUAAUGUCUUGGAUGAACCGGGGCAGGAUUUGGAAGCAGACUUCCCCAAAACCCCAUUGGAGCUUAACUCGGGUGUUGACUUUCUGUUUGACUGUGGGCUUGUGACAACAGAUGAAGAACAACAAGAAUCUGAAAUCCCACGAGCUGUCAGAAGGGGUCAGAAGCGGCUCAUGCUUUCAGAAAGUUGUUCACGUGAUUCUCUUGCUAGCCAACAGUGCUGUACUGGAUUAAAUUACUCGUAUGGAGUCAAUGCCUGGAAGUCCUGGCUCCAGGCUAAAUAUGCCAGUGGUGAUACCAGUAAAAGUGAAGAGCUCAGGUUUGGACCUAAACCGAUGAGGAUUAAAGAGGAUAUUUUAUCCUGCACUGCUGCAGAACUAAACUACGGGCUGGCCCAAUUUGUUAAAGAAGUACAGAGGCCCAAUGGGGAGCGAUAUGAGCCGGAUAGUGUUUACUACUUGUGUCUUGGGAUUCAACAGUUCCUGCUUGAAAACAACCGAAUGGUCAACAUAUUCACUGAUCUUUAUUACCUGACCUUUGUCCAAGAGUUGAAUAAAAUGUUACAAGGCUGGCAACCAAGUUUGCUUCCAAAUGGUUUAAUAUUCUCCAGGGUAGAGGAAGAGCAUCUAUGGGAAUGUAAGCAACUGGGAGUAUACUCACCCUUUGUUCUACUGAACACACUCAUGUUCUUUAACACAAAGUAUUUUGGACUGAAGUGUGUAGAAGAGCACAUGCGACUGUCCUUCAUUAAUGUUGUUCGGCAGUCCAGGAAGUGCACAACACCCAGAGGAACCACAAAGCUUGUCAGCAUCCGCUAUUACAUGCCUGCUAAUUACAAAAAGGGAAGAGAUCAAAGCAGCACUAUGGGAAAGAGGAAACGUGAAGAAGAAGUUGCUGUUUUGGAGCAGAGAGAAAACCGAAUGAAUCCCUUAAGAUGCCCUGUGAAAUUUUAUGAGUUCUACCUCUCGAAAUGCCCUGAGAGUAUGAAGAACAGGAACGAUGUUUUCUACUUGCAGCCUGAGCGCUCCUGUGUGGCAGAGAGCCCCCUGUGGUACUCAGUAAUUCCCAUGGAUCGGAGUAUGUUGGAGAGCAUGCUGAACAGAAUUAUGGCUGUGAAGGAAAUCUAUGACGACUAUUCGAAGGAUUCGCUAGAAGAUGAUGACGUUGAAGGAUGAUGUGUAGUAGAUGUUGUACAGAGUUCUGUUAUACUUUUAUUAGAAAAACAAUGGGUCAUUAUAGGCUGGCCUACUUGGUGCUGCGGAAAAAAAUUACUACACACAUACUUGCAGAGUCAUGUGGCCUGUUUGUGAGAGCAGAGACGGUUAGACUAUCGCCAUUGUUUAGAGACAGUAUCCCUUUUAGCUUGCAUACACUUGUUAACAAUUGGGUGUACGUAACAUUCUCUAGAGACCAAAAAAUACUUUGAACCUGAAACUCCUGCAGUCAAUAAGCAAACAACUUGGCCCUUGCUCUGAAUGGAACAGCUGUGAUGAUUGGAGUAUGCACGCUGAUGCAAUGGGAGAAGCCUCCAUUUAAUUGCAGUGCUUGGGAUUUUAGAGUUGCUUAAAUGGACAUCAGUUGUGGAAUGACAGAUGCUGCAAAGUAGCCUGCCUUCCAGAACAUUCCACCUAUUGCUCCUAUUUUAUUUGUGGGGGGUGGGGGGGGGGGGAGAAGGGUCACAUCUUUUGCUGUUAAGAUUGAAUAUCCCAAGAAUUUGUUGCUAUGGAACCUUGUCCUAAGUUACUGCAUUGCUGACAGGUGGUCAGGAGGAGAAUUUGAAGACAAGUGGUGUAGUCACACAUACAGAAUAUGCAUCUGAAGUUCAUUGCAUUCUGUUAUUACAUUACAAAUUUAUUCUCAGCUAUCCCUUGAUGAAGUUUGGAGCAGGAAUGUGCAAGGAGAAAUGUUUCCAAAGUGCGUGAAUAGCAUUUUUUUUUUAAAAAUGUAUUUUUUAUAAUUGAUUUGGAAGGUGAAUACCACCAGCGAGAUACCUGUUUGUUUAAAAGGUGUUUUCUGGCUCAAUCUGCUGGGUCUUAUUCAGGCUUAAGAGAUUGAUGGCCUAGUGAAUAAUUGCUAGAGAAAAUGGCUUCUGAACAGCAGAGAAGAAACAUGAGGAGUUUGAGUACCAUAAAUUGACCCUUCUCCAUAGUCCUUGCCUGCCCCUUUGUAUGUUUGCUGAUUUCUGAAUCUGUAAGAAGAUUUUAUUGUAUUUUGGAUAUUUUUUUAUUACAAACAAAACGUCUGUGAACAUUUAUAGGUGCUAGUUGAUGACAUAAAUGCUAGUGCAGAGGACCUUGAAAUAUUGGGGAAUGGGGAUGGGAAGGUUAUCUGGACAGUAUUUUUCUGUUCCCAAUAAUUUCUUAAUCUGAAUUUUAAUUUCUGUUGAAAUAAUCCUUUGUAAUUCCCUCACCUCAUCCUGCAGUGCUGCUACCAUGAGGAACAAUAAUGCUUUCACAACUUGACCUGUAGGACUGAGAGACCAGCUAAAUCCUCUUUCUUUAGGACCACGACAGUUGGAUUAGAAUUCGAAGUGAAACUCAAACAAAAUCUCUGCAGCUCAUGCAGAUAACUAAUGGAAUAAAAUGUUUGCUUCUGUUUUGGCAAUUAAGGGUUGAUGGGGAUUAAGGUAAGCAGAAGUGUUGCUCCAUCAUUGUACAGCACUUGCUCUGUCUUCGUGCUGCCAGGUGGUUCAACUGAACUGUUGAGAAAUUCAGUAUUCAUAGAAACCCAGGAGAGAAGGGGAUCAAAAAGGGGAUACUGUCUCUUGUGUGUAUUUCUGUAGUAUAUAUGAAUUUGUUUCAGUGAGUUAGAUCAGUGUAAAACCAAUCUGUUUUAAAAUGGUAAAUAUCUGCACAGUAUUCAGUUGGUAACCUGAUGGUUUGCCAAGUUCGCUCACAGUUUAAUUUUUUAAAGAAAAAUUUAAAAGGUGCUUUUGCAAACUGGAUGGACAUUACGUUGCAAGGGAUUUACAAACUGCUGUAUCACAAUCACCAAUAGUUAAAACUCCUACCUAGAAGAAAGCAGUUGCGUUUCACUCAAAUUAUUUCAGAAAGUGUACUUUUUUUUGUGAUGUAACAGUUAGGGAAAAAAGUAUUUACAUGUCCGCAGUGAAGCAUUUUUAGGGUAUUUAGUGUAGGGACACUAUAAUGACCCUUUUUAUAUCUUCCUUAUGUUGAACUGUAAUCUGUGAAGAUCUAUGUCUUCUCCGCUUAAAGUGAAAGAAAUUCUUGGUAGAUGGGUAAUUUGAAACAAUAAGGAUCUUGAGAUCUCAUUAUGUAGAGUGCUGUAAUACUUCCAAAAUGCUAUCUCUUGCCUUGGAAAAGGGAUUAGAAGAAAGAUGGUGGCCUAAGUUUGUUCUAAAUGGACCCUGUUAAAUGGUAUCUGCUUGUGGAAAUGCAGUUGUCUAUUUAUUAGAUUCUUUCUAAUAAAUAUCAGUAAUAGUUGCAUUGAACUGGGAUUCAGUUUGGGCGUGUUAAAAUACACCCUGUCCAUCCAUUUAUGGGCAUUGGUUGUCUUACUGUUCCCAAGAUUAACCACACAGGUAUCUGUCAUUGUAUAAAUUGUUGACCAAAGCUGAACUAUGAUGUCAUCAUAUUUUAUUGGAAAAGAUUGUAGAAAAGUGGCUGAAAACAUAAAGAUUAAUUGUGUUCUCCCAGUUAUAUUUUUUUGUCUAUUGUGCAUUCAUUGGUCCUUUAUAACUUGUGCAGAAUUCCCAAACUUGAUGCUCGACUUUUUUGUGAUGAAAAUGAUUUCCUAAAACAAAGAUGCACCUUCUGGUAUGUAGCUGAAGAGAUCAGAGGGAAAAGUCUAUAAGACUGCUUUUUCAUAUCUUCUGAUGAUUCAUCACAUCAGAGUUCAUGAAGUGUUGCUGAAACCUUGCAAGUAAGGGAAAUUGCCCAGAUCUUUUGUCAGCCCUUUCUCUUUUCCACUCCCAGUCUACACUGACGAAACCAUUCAUCAAAAUAUUUGUUGGACCAACUGUAUGAGGUGGUUUGUUUUGGAAAGAAUAACGUUUAUCUCUGGUAACUGACAUUUGUGUUGAAUUACCUGUAAAUGUAGUUGCCAGUUUAGGCUAGUUCUGCAGAGAUGGACUACUAAGUCUCUUGUUUGCAAUAUGGUUGAUUAGCUCGGAUAUAAUAUUUUAAAAGUAUCUCUUUUACUUCCUCACCUCAUCACAGCGGAAAAUCAAAUAGAAAAGUAACAUUGCGUUUCCUGUUGAAUGUGCCACAUAAUUGAGGUUUAUUGCAAUUCUUCUGAUGGCCAGUAAGCCAGGAAAGGAGAAUCAAGGAAAAUGAGACCUUCUAAGAAGGAUAAAUGUGCUGAAUAUAUUUCAAACAUCUCACCUCUUGACAUGAUUUCUCCAUUCCUGAGCUCACUGACUUAUGUUGGGUACAUUACCACUGUCACCCCUGUGGCAGCUUUUUUGUAUAUAAGCCACUUUAGUGAAUACUAGCAGGUAAUUUGACUAGGAGAAACAGUGGUAGAAUAGCUAAACUUGAUCUUGUUUUCUUCUGACAUCCAAACACAUGCACUUUACCGCAUGGGUCACUGGAUAUUGCUUUGGAUCUCUUGAUUUUUCUCUUUUUUGCUUAGGGGAGUUGAAGAAAGUUGUAGCAAUCCAAUCCUUAUCUCAGGUGCAAUGUUAGUGCAGCACAGGUUGGGCAUAAAGCAGGAAAGUUUCUUAGUUUAUAUGACUCCAUUUCAAAGUGGGUGUGCAUUUGUCAACUGAGCCAUUGGGGAAGUAAAAUACCUGCACAUAUUAGAAUAUUGGCUAUGUGAACCUUUUCUUAUAACUUUUCAGUUUAAUACAUACAAACGUACACCACAUCAUGCCGCAUGUGAAAUUCUGCUUCAUUUAAGACUACUGCAAGAUUUCAGUCCCUCUUUGAAUUGGAAAAUAUUCAGCAUAGUCACUGAAUUCUGAGUGAUUAUAUUUUAAGUGUGCUUUUAUCUUUUGUUUCAAUAAAUUUCUAUAAUAGUUUGUUUUUGAAUUGCACUGAUUUCACCUUUUUAUAUCAAUACAUUUUCCAAAACAAUCGUACUACCUAAUUAUUUUUUUGUAGAUUACCCAGUAUUGCCUCUCAUUGCUAUGCUUCCUUGUGUGUUGUUCCAUCUUUCAUUGGCAUAAAGUGAGCUAUUGGGCUAGGGAGAGAGGUGAAGAAUCUGAUUAGCUUUUCUUCCUUUAUCUCACCAUUUUGAUGCCUUCUCUUGUCAUCCUUGCUGUUCCCAGUGAAUUACUGUGCUAUUUGAUUUGAGGCUGAGAAACAGUGGAUGCAGCUAUGUUGAAAUGCCAUUGGAACUCAGACAUAAUGCUUUUUGAGUUGGGAGAAUGAAAUUUGUAUAAGAGUUACUGUGAUGCCAUUUUAUUGUUUCUUCCCAUUCAUGGAAUGCUGUAUAGAUGCAGAACCUAGCUGUAAUUAUUUUACUGUUUUCCUCCCUCCAUACCCCAAAUGAACACUCAUGCCAAACCUUAUCAGUCUCGAUCUUUGUCCUCACUCAGAAUUCUUGUCUCUUUACUGUCAAGAACUUGGAAAAUUUAUUUUACUGUAAAUGCUCUCCUUGUUUAUGGGGAGGAGUGUGACAAGGAAGAUGUGCAGGGGAGUGUCCGUGAACACAAUUUGAACCAUUAGCUGUCUUGUUUCUAUUGUGUUCUUAACUUCAAGUGUUGUAAAGUACUGCAUUUUACAAUAGUUUGCAAUAGAGCUUUAUUCUUUGGUUUGAUUGAACCUCUAAUACAAUAAGCUGCUAUGUAAACAACUAUUGUAUAUUGAAUAAAAGUUAUGCAAAAUA